AUGUCCGACGUUCGGGAUUUGCACAUUAUCGUUGUAGGGUGUGGCAUGGGAGGGCUGGGCUGUGCGCUGUCACUGGCCAAGAACGGUUUCAAGAACGUCCACGUCUACGAGAACGCCCCGGGCCUGGGGUUCGUCGGUGCUGGGAUCCAGAUGGCCCCUAACAUGGCCCGGAUCCUGGACCGGCUCGGCUGCUGGGACGCAAUCGAGAAGGAGGCGACCAAUGUCAAGGAGACGAGCAUCAGGCAGGGAAGCACAAACGAGGAGCUCGCACACGUCCAGAUGCCCGACAUCCGGGCCAAGUACGGCUACCCCCACUGCACCGGCCACCGGGCGUCGCUCGCCGGCGAGAUGUACAACGGCUGCAAGAACGAGCCGGGCAUCAGGUUCCACUUUGGCACGACCCUCGUCAGCGUCGACAGCUUCUCGCCCAAGGCCAAGGUGACGAUGAAGCCGCUGAACGGGCCCGACUUUGCGGUCGAGGCCGACGUCGUCAUCGGCGGCGACGGCAUCAAGUCCAUCACCCGCGACAGCAUGCUGAGCAGGCUGGGCCUCAAGGCGGAGGAGUUCGAGACGGGCCAGGCCGCGUACCGCAUCAUGCUCACGCGCGAGCAGAUGUCGACGGACCCGGAGCUGCUCGCGCUCCUGGACAGCGACCUGGUGGUGCGCUGGAUCGGCGAGCAGCGGCACAUCAUCGCCUACCCGGUCGCCAACAAGACCAUCUACAACCUGUCGUCGGCGCAGCCCGACACCAAGUUCGCCGCCGCCCCGACGGCGACCUGGACCACCUUCGGCUCCAAGGAGGCCAUGCUCGAGGUCUACGGCGACUUCUGCCCGCUCGUGCACAAGAUGCUCGGCAUGGUGCCCGAGGGCGAGGUCUGCGAGUGGCGCCUGCGCCAGCACAAGCCGCUGCCGACCUGGGUGCACGGCGGCGUCGCCCUGCUCGGCGACGCCUGCCACCCGACCCUGCCGCACCUGAGCCAGGGCGCCGCCAUGGCCAUCGAGGACGGCGCCGUCAUCGCCGAGGUGCUGGGCCGCGCCCGCAGCGCCGACCCGGCCGAGGUCCACCGCUGCCUCAAGGUCUACGAGCUGCUGCGCAAGGAGCGCACCUCGGAGCUCGUCGACCUCGCCUACCAGUCCGGCCGCGCGCUGCACCUCGGCGAGGGCAAGGCCAAGGAGGAGCGCGACAAGCAGUUUGCCGCCUUCAAGGAGAACAAGGCGUCCAUCCCGGACAAGUGGGCGUCCCCGGACGUGCAGAACAUGAUCUACUCGCACGACUGCGUCGCGCACGCGCGCCAGAACUUUGACGACCUGUACAAGUCGAUAGCAGCCAAAUUGUAA
Molecule: messenger RNA, 1338 nt
Organism: Thyridium curvatum
Lineage: Eukaryota; Fungi; Ascomycota; Sordariomycetes; Thyridiales; Thyridiaceae
Exons: 3
Coding region: 1-1338 (445 amino acids)
Biological process (GO): secondary metabolite biosynthetic process
Molecular function (GO): monooxygenase activity; FAD binding
Source: RefSeq, a predicted model, not a curated record